Emiliania huxleyi CCMP1516 is the source of this 242-nucleotide messenger RNA. RefSeq lists its product as hypothetical. The record is from RefSeq and is a predicted model, not a curated record. The annotation marks the transcript as partial. The transcript has a single exon. NCBI's taxonomy places the organism in Eukaryota, Haptophyta, Isochrysidales, Noelaerhabdaceae.
CGACCUCCCCACGGAGCUCCUCGAGCGCGCCCUCUCUCGCUGCGAAAGCCCCGUCGACAUCGCUCGCGUCGCGGCCGUCUCGCUGCUCUUCCACGCCUCGCUUGUGGUGCAGGCCAUCCGCUUGUGGGCGCAAGAGCGCGGCUUCGAGCUGCCGGCGCAGCCAGAGGACGAGGGCUGCGCCGUGCGGUGGCUGUGCUUCGCUGCGCUGCUGUGCGAGUCCAACCCGCCGGCGAGGGCGGCGG